This is a messenger RNA of Coprinopsis cinerea okayama7#130, 1983 nucleotides long. Its product is annotated as cytoplasmic protein. NCBI's taxonomy places the organism in Eukaryota, Fungi, Basidiomycota, Agaricomycetes, Agaricales, Psathyrellaceae. Bases 1 to 1983 code for a protein of 660 amino acids. The transcript has 5 exons. Gene Ontology annotation, molecular function: protein binding. The record is from RefSeq and is a predicted model, not a curated record.
AUGGCUUCUCUCCAACGAUCACAGCAAUACCAUGUCUUCUCUCUUCCACAAGAGUUCUUGGAUACCCUUACCCUCAGGAAUCUCGUAAAUCAACCGCCCGUUCCUAGCCCACCAUCCCCAGAACCCCUGAUCACAUCCACCAGCCAAAGAGCGUGCGGAAUCUGCCUUGGUGUCACUUUCCGCGAUGUCGACGAACAAAGGCUUCACUUCAAGUCCGAUUGGCAUCGGUACAACGUCAAAAUGAAGAUGAACGGCGGGAAACCUGUCACAGAGGCCAACUUUAAUCAACUGGUAGACGGUCUCGAGUUAGACGAUUCACUUUCGGGAUCGGCGUCCUCUUCAGAUGAAGACGAUGAAGACUCGGAUGCGGUCAACGCUCUCGUCAACAAAACGAAGCAGCUGGGAACACGUUCUCCUUCUCCAGACGCCGCCAGACAAGCACCUCAGACUGCUCUCGCGUGGUUCCACUCUCCUCCUUCCACUCAGAUCGGCGUAUACAGGGCCCUUUUCCCCUUGAAGACGGAGCCUUCCGACUAUCUCGACGCACUCCGUAACCUCCAAACACCAAAGAGCGGCGGACGGACAUGGGCGGUAUUCAUGGUUGCAGGAGGACACUUUGCUGGUGCAUUAGUUCGCGUUAGCAAAGAUGCGGACGAGGAAGACGAAGAUGAUACCUCCAAGUCGAAGAAGAAACCGAAGAAGCCCAAGCCAGACAUCGAAGUUUUGCGACACAAGACCUUCCAUCGAUACACAACACGUCGAAAGCAGGGUGGUUCGCAAUCAGUCAACGACAACGCCAAGGGACCUGCAAAAAGCGCUGGUGCUCAGCUGCGGAGAUACGGUGAGCAGGCGCUUCGAGAGGAUAUCAGGAACCUUCUCAGUGACUGGGCCGAGGAUAUCGACGAAUGCGAAAGAAUUUGGAUCCGUGCAAACACCUCCAAUCGAAGAAUAUUCCUCGACUACGAUGAGGCAGUCAUCCGUAAAGGCGACGACCGACUGCGAACUUUCCCUUUCCCAACACGGCGACCCACCCAAUCCGAACUGACGCGGUGCUUGAAUGAACUCACCAAAGUCAAAAUCACCCACUUCACCGAAGACGAAUUAAAAGCUCAAGACGAUGCAUACCUCGCCUCUCUUCCCAAACCCAAGCCUGUUCCUACAGCACCCUCGGCGCCCACGGAGCGCGAAAAGCCUCAGCCCGUCAAGCUAUCCAAGGAGGAGGAGCUCCUCCGCGACAAGUGGUCACGUUUGCUCGAAAUGGUCAGCAAAGGUCGGCUGGAGCCUCUGAAGUCGUUCUGGGAGCGCGAGAAGGACAACAUCGGCGGAAUCGACACCCCAAUCCCAGAAUGGGCCCACGAGAAGGUUACGACGCUACUCCAACUCGCAGCGUCGGCCGGCCAUGUCGAUGUGGUCCAAUGGCUUCUGGAAUCAGCUCGCGCAGAUCCGACUAUCCCCGUUGGCGCCCCCGGUUCGAAGCAGGAUGGUCUUUCCGACGCGACCGACCCUGCGACCCAAUCCGAUGCUGGGCCAUCUCAUUCCUCUGUUGGGCCCAACCGGACUGCAUACGACCUCUCCAAGACCAAGGCCGUCCGCGACGUUUUCCGCAGGGUCGCUGCCACACAUCUCGACUGGUGGGAUUGGCUCGGGGCUGGUCACAUCCCGAGUGUGCUGUCUCAAGACAUGGAGGACGAGCAGGAGCAGAAGAAGAAGGUUCGGCGGAAGGGGCUGAAGGAUAAGGUGAAGGAGAGGGAGGCGAGAGAGCGGGAAAAGCAACAGGAGAGACCAGCAAGUCCGCCAGUUGAUCCGGCGCCAGCACCAAAGAAAGAGACAUUGUCCAAUGCUCAUGUGCAUCGCCUUGGUGGUUCAGCAGGAUCAACUGAAGGAAUUGCUGGCCUCACACCUGAGAUGCGGAUGAGGGUGGAGAGGGAGAGGAGGGCACGAGCAGCAGAGGCUCGGUUGAAGGCGAUGGCAGGAGGGAAGUAG